UUUGUUUUAGAAACUCGAAACGGGAAUAUUACAGCCGCAGAACCCGUCGCACCUUUGGUUCCGAAAGUGACUCGUUCUUUGUUGGACUCGCAGUUGGGGCAUUUGGCUGACGAAAUUGUGAUGCCGAGGAGAGCGAAUAAUUCUGAAGACGCUGCUGCGCAAGCUGAAGCUGCCAUUAUCGAGGACAGGGCUGUGGAAGCCAUGAACAUGUCUGGGGAAAGAGGAAACGGGGUCGUUAGUGACGAUAAUCCCGUCGCUGAUUUGGAAUACAACAAUGAAGCUGAAGCCGUGGACAGGGGAGAAGGAUUUGGUGGACCCUACGAAGCACCGUACUAUCCGAUUCAAGAAAUUGAAGCUAGAAAAACUCUUGCAAGUCGUCGCUUGACACGGACGAAGGUCAGGGUUGAUGCAAAUGGUCAUCCAAGAGUUGGAGCCAUUCGUGUUUCCGCAACAUCGAGCAGUAGCAGCGAAGGAGUCGCUGCUCAGGAUACCACCAAUACUGGC
Messenger RNA from Notodromas monacha, 504 nucleotides. The record is from the annotation of a GenBank genome assembly. NCBI's taxonomy places the organism in Eukaryota, Metazoa, Arthropoda, Ostracoda, Podocopida, Cyprididae.